AUGGGAACUCAGGCAAUGCCGUCCGGUGGGGCCAUCUCGCGCCAGGGCUCGCUCUGCAGCCUCACGCUGAGCGACGUCGAGGGCCAGCUGCACGGCGUCAACCUCGACGACCUCCUCCGCACGGCCGGCUCGGCCAGGAGGACGGCUGACGAGGUGUGGCGGGACAUCCACGGCGCCGACGGCGGCACCAGCCGACCGCGGGCCCAGAUGACGCUGGAGGACUUCCUGUCCAGGCCCGGCGGCGACGCGGGGGGCGCCCACUGGGCCGAGCAGUACAAUCCCCCGGCCCCGGUCCCGGUGCCGGGGCAGCAGCGCCACAACAACGUCGCCCGUCCCCUCCCGCGGCCGCUGGGGGUGGGCGCCGGGCCGGUGCUGGACGCGCUGUACCACGACCACGACGGGGCCACCAUGUCCGGGCAGAAGCGUGCCGCCGUGGGCGGCCCCGGGGAGAAGACGGUGGAGCGGCGAAAGAAGCGGAUGAUCAAGAACCGGGAGUCGGCGGCGAGGUCGCGCGCGAGGAAGCAGGCGUACACGAACGAGCUCGAGAACAAGAUCUCCCGACUGGAAGAGGAGAACGAGCAGCUCAGGAGUUACAAGGCAUUCGAACCGGUGGUGCACUGUGUGCCGCAGCAGGAGCCGAAGAACCAGCUCCGGCGGAGGAACUCGGCCAGCUUCUGA
Molecule: messenger RNA, 678 nt
Organism: Triticum turgidum subsp. durum (durum wheat)
Lineage: Eukaryota; Viridiplantae; Streptophyta; Magnoliopsida; Poales; Poaceae
Source: the annotation of a GenBank genome assembly